AUUUCAAUCAAAUCAAUAACUUCCGUCAAAAUAUUGACAAUCCGAAACGAUGUUCGAAAAGUUCGUUUUAAAGUGAUACUUUUGGCUCAUUAUAACAUAAAAUACAAUGAAUAACAACACGGAACAAGUAUUCAUUAUAAACCAUUCACAAGAAUUUGAAACGAAAGAUGAGAGUGAACUUGGUACAGGUCAAAUAAACCUCGAAAAUAUUGAGGAUUUUACAAAUGUCUGUCGAACCUGUGCAGCUGUUACAGAAUUUGUUGUACCGAUAUUUAUAGGAGAAGGCUUACAGAAUAAAUUAGCUGAUAAAAUACACAAAUAUCUUCCUAUUCAGGUAUCAGAAGAAGAUGUGUUACCUCAGGUGGUCUGUUACCAAUGUGUCAGCACGCUCAUAUCAUGGCACGACCUUGUGCAGAACUGUACGCAGGCUGACACCGCACUCAACAACAAGCUUUCGGAACUCCUUCAAGAUUCGACCAGUAAAAUCCACGAUAGAAUAUAUGAGAUAAGAACAAAAGGAAAGUUAAAGGAUUCCUUCCGCGAAUCCGACGGGUGCAAAGACUUCGAUAAAAGAAAGAUUUGCGAAUACUGCGGCAUCAGACAAACCGAGGAAGAUUACCCGGAGCACGUGAUCUCUAUGCAUUCGGAAGAUUUGCUUCCUUUUCGCGAACGAGAUCCCUUUCUGUACGUCAUAAGCGACGACGACGAUCAAUACGAAGAUGACAAUCCCACUAGAAAAUUUAAACAGAUCAAAACAUUGGAAAACCUUAAAACGGCAGAACCUGCGGUGAAAACUAAAGUGCCUGACGCAGGGCAAAUUAAUAAAAAACCAGGAUCAGCAAAAAAUCCUCCGACAGAGAAGAAGAAGCGCCAAACUAACGACAAAACAAGCGCUCCUAAACCUAUAUUACAUAUAAAAGCAGCAACCAAAGAAAAAUUAACUAGAAAUCCUAGGUCAGAAGUCUGCAAGGAACGAAAAUCAAAUGUUUCCAUGGCGUCCAAAAAUUCUCGAAAUAAGCAAAAAGGCAAGAAGCUCGCGCCGGCGGCAGUGAGCGCGGACCUCGACGCGCCGCUCGAGAUCAACGGGCCGAGCAAACAGAUCGACAACGUCGAGAUAAUCAUGGCGUGUGUCGAUAAGCUCAACGCCAAGAAGAAGGUAAAGCCGUUGCGUUGCAAGUACUGCCCCCGGGUGUUCACCGCACGUUCCAGCUUCGAAUAUCACGUUAAAAAUUCUCACUUUAUUAAGGAGACGGAGUGCGAAAAAUGCCACAAAAAAUUCCGAAACAAGCAAGUUCUGUCGCAGCACAUUAGUCACAUCCACGAGGGCCACAAGAAGACAUACAUUUGCAAAUAUUGCCAUAAGUCGUUCUGUACGGCGGCGAACUUGUACUGCCAUGAGCAGACCCACUUGGAUACGAAGAAAUGGCCGUGUACUAAGUGUAAAAGCUCGUUCCGUUGGCGCACGCAUCUGCUGCGACACAUGAAGCGGCACUCGGAAGAGCCGAAUCUCGGGUGCCACUUGUGCGACCGCCGCUUCAACGUGCUGGAUGACCUGCGCCGACACGAAUUCACGCACACAGAGGACAAACAAGAAUGCUACCGCUGCGGCAAGCAGUUCUCCCAGCUCAGGUAUCUCCGAGUGCAUAUGGCCAAGAAACAUAAUGAAACCAUAGCCGGUAAUUAAAUUAUUGUACCCUAUUUAUCAUUACUAUAUACUUAGAGACUGAUAUUAGCUAAUUCCAAGUUUUGAUCGGUUUUAAUUAUUUAUUGUAUUAUUUAAGUGUUCGUAGGUAGGUCUUUCCUUUACUCCUUUGUAACCUUCUCUAAUUAAUAAUAUGUGAUCAUGGAUUAGUAUUAAUAAAACACAAGUUUA
Molecule: messenger RNA, 1873 nt
Organism: Papilio polytes (common Mormon)
Lineage: Eukaryota; Metazoa; Arthropoda; Insecta; Lepidoptera; Papilionidae
Product: zinc finger protein 3
Exons: 5
Coding region: 107-1684 (525 amino acids)
Biological process (GO): regulation of transcription by RNA polymerase II
Cellular component (GO): nucleus
Molecular function (GO): RNA polymerase II cis-regulatory region sequence-specific DNA binding; zinc ion binding; DNA-binding transcription factor activity, RNA polymerase II-specific
Source: RefSeq, a predicted model, not a curated record